CAUUCAUUGCUAGUGCGUCAGCUCCAGCGUCACACGUUCUAGACCACGUUUAUGAAACUCGCUGAAAUCAAUCGCUUCGGUAAACACGGAGAAUUCAGUGCGCUUUUGUAUCACAAACCGUGUGAAAUCGUCCUCUCAAUUAUGGGGUCUUAUACUUCCCUUUCAGACAAGCACUAGGGGCUAGCUCGUCAUAACAGCAGCGGAGUGAGGGGGAACUUAACACCGUACUUAAACACCGUAGCUGCUACAUGUAGUAUACCACGGGUGCAUACCAGUGCGUUAUACAUAUAGAAGUCAAGAAACCGUGACAGCGCUUCAGAUAGUUCUGCGACCUAUUGCGGGGCUGAUAACUUAAUUUGGGUGAACAUUUCUACAUUUGUUUUUAUCUUUAUCGAAGGUUUACAGGCUGACGUAUUCCCCGAACUGGUGACUGUUGGUGAGGGGGAAAUAUGACGUUUCAGAUGCGAGUCGUAACUGCUCUCCUUGUCGUGGCGUUAACGACAAGCGGGGAGAGCGUGCCCAAGGCCGUAUCCUCAAAUCUGCAAGACAGUAGCGACGCUGGGGCAAACGUAUCGAGUCCUGUAACCUUUGAUUUCGAUCCUCCGGAGAUACAGUUGCUGAAAGAAGGUGAGACACGAAACGUUAAAUUCAACUUCACUCUUCGCGACUGGGCGAAAAACCUGGGCGGUUCUACUCCAUUGCUGGUGCGGGUGACUGUCGGAUACUCCCACCCCGCCCGAGCGGAGAUCCGACCCCACGGGGAAAAGUUACUCACGCUCCGUGCCGAGGACAGUACUUUUUCGGAUAAUGGUGGGGUUAAAGUCGCGGUCGUGCCCCUCGGCGAAACUGAAGUCAAAGCAGACGAGACGAUGCGGGUAGGAUACGACAGUUUGAGAGCGGAAAAUAAAAAUGAUACCGCCUCAACUUCAGUGGAAACCACGGCAGAUGUGUGCGGGGGACACUGCAUACCCGUCACUGGAACAUUUCUGGGAUUCACCCACUUGGAGUUUUCCAUUUACAGAAAUUCGUCCCUAGCAGGCAGCGAGCCCCAAUGGGAAGAUCUCCCGGUCAGAUACCGGAUCAGUGUCAUCCGGCGAGUCCGGGCCGUGGAUGGGAUCUUUACUGCGGUGGUCAUCCUACUGGUUGUGAUAGCCAAUAUAAGCAUGGGCUGCAAGACGGACUUGGCGGUAGUGAAAGAAGUCUUGAAAAAACCCUUCGCGCCUGCCAUCGGAUUUUGCUGUCAGUUUAUAAUUAUGCCGUUGACUGCCUUUGCCGCGACACACGCUCUACAAUUGGAUCCCACCCUGGGUCUGGGGCUCUUUACCCUGGGGUGCUCCCCCGGGGGUGGAGUGAGCAACGUCUACACCUACCUACUCAAUGGUGACAUUUCUCUCAGUGUGACAAUGACACUGAUCAGCACUGUGGCUUCACUCGGUAUGAUCCCACUGUGGUUGUUCACCCUUGGUCAGCUCUACUUACAAGGACCGGAUUACAAAAUAGUCAUUCCUUAUCAAAACAUUCUCAUCUCACUCGUAAGCAUCAUGGUGCCGGUCUCUAUUGGCGUUGCAAUACGCUACAAGAAACCAGAACUUGCCAAGAAAAUCGGCAAAUUAAUCAAACCCAUCAUGGUUAUCAUAAUCCUCUGUAUCUUUAGCUUUGGAAUCUACGCCAAUUUGUACAUCUUCCAGAUGUUCACUCCCAAAACACUCGCGGCGGGCGCCAUGCUGCCGUGGGUGGGUUUCACUCUUGGCGCAGCGGUGGCCGCCAUUCUUCGCCAGCCUCGUUAUCGCAUCAUCACCAUAGCAAUAGAGACCGGGAUUCAGAACAUUGGCGUGCCAAUGCUGGUGUUGAAGUUCACUCUCCCGCCACCGCUUGGAGACCUGGGAAUUGUCGCCGUGGCGGCAGCCGCCACAUUUACCCCUCUCCCCCUGUGGAUAGGCAUCGCCGUGAUGGCAAUAAAGAAACGGUGUUGUAAGGAUGAGAAAUACCAACAAGCGAAACAAGAAGAAGAAAUGGAGAAUUUGAAAUCAGAUGGUGUGGUUUUGAAUGGUAAUAGCAACGUCAAAGGAAGUGGACAAGACAAGGAGGUCGUCUCCGACAAGUUGUCGGCCAUUUGAAGAAAUUUGAAGACAUUCUUCAAGAUGAACUAUUUUUAUAAAACGUUAUAUUUUUGUACAUUUCAAUACAUAUUGUAUUUCAGAAAGAGCCAAGUAAGACUUUAGAUGAUUUUUAUACAUUAAGUAGUACAGAGCUGUCUAAAUUCAUGAAAAAGUCGAGACGUUUGGGACUCGAAGUCUGUGCGCAGUUUUUGAAAUUGAAUUAUCAACAUUUUUAUAAUCAAAUAUAAAUUAAAUAUUAUUUCAUCCUGUUGUAUAAUUAGCAUAGAAUACAAUCUUAUAUCCGAGAAUUCAGUCUAGUAUGAUAAAAUUCUAUAUUGACCUUUGACGUAA
Molecule: messenger RNA, 2450 nt
Organism: Lingula anatina
Lineage: Eukaryota; Metazoa; Brachiopoda; Lingulata; Lingulida; Lingulidae
Product: sodium/bile acid cotransporter 5
Cellular component (GO): membrane
Source: RefSeq, a predicted model, not a curated record